ACAGGAUUCUAGGGAUUCCUCACCAAUUCACAAUCUGGCCAACACAAAGAAACAACACCUCAACCACUACCAACACCAUCGGUCCACAAACAACUCUUCAACGGCGGUGGACAAUGAAACCGUUGCGCUGCUAGAGACGCGCAACCAAGUCAACAUACAGGCGCAGCUGCAUACGCAGGCCAACAGUCAGAGCCACAGUGGCAAGGAUGUCAGCGUUGGUGGCAACGGCAUUGGCAUCAGUAUCGGCGGCAGUGGUGUUGGCACCGCCAUCAGUCGCGCACAACAGAAACACAGCGGCCAAGCGAGGCGUGCAAAUGGUGGUGGACCACCAGCGCCCACAUCGCUUCCGUUGGCGAGCGCACACAAUGCCACGCUGCUCAAUGAAAUGGCCGCCAGCGGGUGUGGUGCGGGAGGCGUUGGUCUAUCAACUAGUGCAGAGCAAACAUCGGUGCCGGUGAAUGGAUUUGAAAGCGAAGGUGGAUUGGUGAAUUCGCUUAGUGGCACGCUGCCGCCGCGCAGGCGUAUUGAGAACUUUCUGAAGUCUCUAGUGGGACGUAAGUCAUCGAGCGCACGUACUAGCAGCAAUUCGGGUAAUAGCGGCAAUGCGGACGCUUUAUCAGUAGCAACAUUGGCGAGUCGAUCAGACAACAUCGUCUCACAUCAACCAAUGCCAGCCUCUCCGGAAAUAACUAUUACGGGUACGCCAUCAGAGCAAAAUUUGGCGCUUUUGCGUGAUGCCGCGCUGGCUGGACGUCAAUAUAAGCAAGCGUUUGCAGCAGCAUUGGAGCAGCGUAAAAGUGAUUAUAGUGGCGAAAAGUUGAACGUAAACGGCGCGAUACAGGGUAGCAGUUCAUCGCUAAAUGUUGUGCAACAAAAGCUGUGGAACAUGAUGCGGCGCGAAGGCAGCGCGGCCAGCUUGUACAACGAGAAGUCACAUUCGAUAGUGCAGUACCGUGGCUUGCGCAAGUGUGAGACUGUUUUGGCGCUGACGCGUCAAACUAAUUCGUUGUGUUCGCCCGUUUUCGGUGGCAGUGCAGCAGCGCAUCUGGGUGCGGGCGGAAAACACGGCAGUGGCGGCGGCGUUGCUCGACACAACAGCUGUAGCGCUGGUGGCGGUGCGAACGCCGGCAGCAGUGGUAUGCGACGUACACACACCACGGGGAGUGGCAUAUACAGCGCAAGCGGCGUCGAGCAAAUACGACCAUUGAAUCGUCUGCGCAACAGCGUUACGAGCAUCAGUGCUGCAGCGACAUGUUCGCGUUGCUCUAGUCUACUCUCCUUAGCCGCUUCCAGUUCGCGUUAUUCGCUGAAUGUUACAUCGAAUGGUAGCGGAGGAGCGUUCAUGCAAGCGCCUCCCUCCACCCAAAUGCCCACAUCUGCAUCACAGCAGCAGCUGCAAGCGCUCGCAGCAUCACUCGAUUGCAAGCCACCAAUACACUCAUCACAACAACAUCAACAGCAGCGCGAACGUAAAAUUAGUAAUGUAAGCAGUAGUCAGUUAAAUAGUAAUAGUAAUGUAUUAGCUAGUAAUCGCAAUGCUGAUGCAAACGCCGCGGAACAAUGUGCCAGCGGCGGUGGCAGCAGUAGUGGUAAUUGUUCCCGAAAGAGCUCCGCUGGCGCGCCAAGCACGCAUAGCGCGAGCAGCAUCACACCGCCGUCCAAUAUAACCACGGCUACGCUCACAUCAAGCAUCACAUCGCCGCACGCCAGCACACCCACCACACCUACAGCAACAGCAACAGCAGCAGCAGCAGCAGCAGCGACCACAGCAACAGCUGCAGCAAUCGUCGUCGCACCAGAAUCACUAGUAGUCACACCCACCGCCAACUCACCGCACGCGCAGACAACAAUGUCCUCAUACGCCAGCACUAGCAACAGCAACACCUCAGGCAUACUCGUCGAUCUGCCGUCAUCGCCAACAUCCGCUGCCUCCUCGGCGAGUACACCGUGCACCUCUAGCUCCUGCUCAUCGGCCACUACGCCCGCGCCUACCUAUGCGUUGCCAACAACAUCGCAAACAUAUCCCUUUACCAUUACAUCACUGCUGGCAAUGUCAAAGGCGAACAUGGCGCACGAUGUCGGACGUUGUGUCGACGGAUUUGGUGAGGAAGAUGAUGAUAAUGCUAUGACGAUAACAAUGUCGUCGUCGGCUGUUAACGGCGUGCCGGCUGCUGAUAUGUCUGUGUCUGUCGUGGAUGGCAGGCAUUAUGCGCCGUACGCAACAACACCAGCGCCAGCGAUACAACCGAUGAAGCGUUUUCAGCCGUUUACUUGCAAGCUGUGUCUAAUUGAUGUGGAAACGCAGGGAGAGGCGACAGCGCUGCAGUUGUGCGGUUGUGAAUUUUGCACUGAGUGCAUGAAGGCCUAUGUGGAUUUUGAAAUAACCGAAGGCGCCUACGAGAUCUCGUGUCCCGAUGCCCAAUGCCCGGCGCAAGGCAUUAUGACACUACCCGAAAUCGCCAACCUAACGACGACCAACUUGAUGAAGAAGCACCAUCGAUAUCGACUCAACAAAGAAAUCGAAAUGGAUAAGACGCGCACCUGGUGUCCGCGCGCUGGCUGCGAAACCGUUUGUCACGUCGGCGUUGGUCCACAUUCCGAUGCCACACCAUCGACCUCGACAGGUGCUGGUGGUGGUGGUGGCGGCCCUCCGGGCGCUGCUUUCACUGACACGCAUGGCACGCACGCACAGCCACUCUGCGCCGUCCAGUGUCCGUCGUGUAAGGAUGAAUUCUGCUCGUCCUGCAAGAAAGCGUGGCAUCCAAAUCUGACUUGUGAGGAGAAUAGUCGUCGUUUGGUGGCGGACGGUCAGGAUGACAUUGGUAUACCCUUCGACAACGACCUCAUCAAAUGCUGUCCCAUGUGUGCUGUGCCCAUCGAAAAGGAUGAGGGUUGUGCGCAGAUGAUGUGCAAACGUUGCAAGCACGUCUUCUGCUGGUACUGUUUGGCCAGUUUGGAUGACGACUUUCUGUUGCGUCACUACGAUCGUGGGCCAUGCAAGAACAAACUUGGACAUUCCCGUGCCUCGGUGGUGUGGCAUAGAGCGCAAGUGAUUGGUAUUUUUGCCGGUUUCGGUAUAUUGUUGUUGGUUGCCUCACCGCUACUGCUAUUGGCAGCACCCUGUAUUAUAUGUUGUAAAUGCCGCAGUUGUAGCGGUGCAAGAAUCGAUGAAGGCGAUGCCGAAUUGGACGAAGCGACAGCGUUACAGAGUCUUUAGAAGGCGCCAACGAAACGUAAACCAGAAUUUGGACCAAAAAUUUGAAGCAUUUUUAAAAGAAAACGAACAAAAAUACAGAAAAGUGUAUUGAUGCGAAAAAUAUAAAGUAAAAAGCGUA
This is a messenger RNA of Rhagoletis pomonella (apple maggot), 3335 nucleotides long. RefSeq names its product putative GPI-anchored protein pfl2. Gene Ontology annotation, biological process: ubiquitin-dependent protein catabolic process; positive regulation of proteasomal ubiquitin-dependent protein catabolic process; protein polyubiquitination. The transcript is spliced from 8 exons. The record is from RefSeq and is a predicted model, not a curated record. Lineage: Eukaryota; Metazoa; Arthropoda; Insecta; Diptera; Tephritidae. Gene Ontology annotation, cellular component: cytoplasm; ubiquitin ligase complex. Gene Ontology annotation, molecular function: zinc ion binding; ubiquitin protein ligase activity; ubiquitin conjugating enzyme binding. Bases 386 to 3217 code for a protein of 943 amino acids.